ACAUGUUAUGUUGUUAACAAGUGUUGAGAAACUAGCACACAUACAGUUCAGUGUUUGAUUCUGUACCAAAUAAAAAGGAGCAGAAACAAAGUUCCAGGUUCAAGGAAUUUUCAACCCUAAAAAGAGGGAGAAAAGAAUUACAUACAUCAUCUAACUUGAAAAGUAAAAAAAGAACAUAUAAAAUGAAGUGCAAUGUAAUCUAUGCUGUGGGGUUUCAAAAAGGCUGAAAACAAAUCACUGUGGGUUAAAAUAUAAACAGGGAUGAUUUCUUCAAAGAAGAAACAAUGAUACCACCACUGCGCAUUGCCAAAUGCCCACUUUAUUAAAUUCUCUGAGCAUCCUUGGUUCCCGUUGUCUCCUCCUUCUACCCCAUUAAAUUCUACCUACCCCUUUCUUGCCCCUCCUUCCUCAUUCAGCUAGACCAAUAACAGAAACUCCCAGGAAACAAAUAGUUUCCCUUCUCAGCCCUGUAACCAGCUGGAUUCUUUCUCUGCAGGACCAACUUGCCAGAGGAACUGAAGAGAGUACCCCAGAUCUGAGAUGGAUUCUUUCUUUCUGCUGCUCCUCGGCCUGGGUUUGGUUCUUGCAGGAGCUCCAGAAAGCAUAAUGGAGAUAAUUAACGAAGAAUUUUCGGGGGAAGAGAUGUACUGUGAUGUGGCAAACAGGGACCAAGAAAGACGGACUAGUGAGGUAUUAAUGAACUUGACUCUGUUACGUAAAAAUACUAGUGCCAGUACGUCCAAGGAUAGUUUGUCUUCCUCAUUAUUGACAUUCAGAAGAUUACAUUAUAGCUUCCCCAGAGGAGACAGCCCAGGUAAUGACAAAGAGUAUUGCAAUGACGUGGUGGUCUGGAGAAAAGUUUCCGAAGCUAAUGGGUCUUGCAGGUUGAGCAAUAACUUCAUCCAUGGCUCCAUGGAAGUGAUGCACGGGGUCCCCAAGGCCUCCAGCUGCAAGUGUGGACAGAAUCUUGGCAUCAACUGCUCUAGGAGCCCACGUCUGGAGACCACUAUGUGCCAGCUUACUAUGGACAAACAGUUCGCCAGGUGCCAAUACCACAGCAAUACCUCAUUAAAGAAAAUAUUGGCAAUGCUGACAGGUCAUUCUCUGAUGAGCUGGUUAGUUAGUGGCUCCAAGUUGUAAAUCCCACAGGGCUUUGAGACCAGAGUCUCUCUAAAGAAAGACAUCCUUAUUCUCAUUAUUGUUUAUUUCCUUCUAUUAUCCGUAUCUACCAUUUCAGCAAUAUAGCAAACUCUUGGUUAUCUAUACUAACUGGAGGAAUGAAAAAUGCAAAAUUGUGAAUUCAAUUAAAAUUUAUAACUGAUCCUGGAGUACAGAUUCUUUCUCUCCCUCUCUCUCUGUCCCACUUCUCUGUCUCUGUCUCUGUCUCUGUCUCUCUCUCUCUCUCUCUCACACACACACACACACACACACACACACACACACACACACA
This is a messenger RNA of Neofelis nebulosa (Clouded leopard), 1450 nucleotides long. RefSeq names its product ribonuclease A family member 11 (inactive) (gene RNASE11). The transcript is spliced from 2 exons. Bases 541 to 1140 code for a protein of 199 amino acids. The record is from RefSeq and is a predicted model, not a curated record. NCBI's taxonomy places the organism in Eukaryota, Metazoa, Chordata, Mammalia, Carnivora, Felidae. Gene Ontology annotation, molecular function: nucleic acid binding.